Messenger RNA from Argentina anserina (silverweed cinquefoil), 944 nucleotides. RefSeq lists its product as uncharacterized. The transcript has 2 exons. Lineage: Eukaryota; Viridiplantae; Streptophyta; Magnoliopsida; Rosales; Rosaceae. The coding region runs from base 6 to 680 and encodes 224 amino acids. The record is from RefSeq and is a predicted model, not a curated record.
CAGAAAUGGCUGCCUCUAUGUUUAAGCUCUCUGUUUUCUUGAGCCUCCUCUCCAAUCUGAAUUUGGGUCUCUGGCCAGAAGCUCAGAAAAGCGUGGCAACAUUUCCACCAUCAUGUAACAGCAUAGAGUGCCCGAGCUAUGACUCCAUUGAAGUUGGCAAUGGCUAUGAGGUUCGUCGAUACAAUUCGAGUGAAUGGAUAUCAACUGCUCCUAUUCAGGACAUUUCUCUGGUUGCAGCCACCAGAACUGGCUUCUUACAGCUAUUUGAUUACAUUCAAGGGAAGAAUGAGUAUGGUGAGAAAAUUGAGAUGACUGCCCCAGUGCUCAGCAAAGUUCAACCAAGCGAUGGACCCUUCUGCGAGUCUUCAUUUGUGGUGAGCUUCUAUGUACCAAAGAAGAACCAAGCAAAACCACCACCGGCAGAAGGCCUCCAUGUUCAAAAAUGGACGUCUACAUAUGUGGCAGUGAGAGAAUUUGGCGGGUUUGUUUCGGACUAUGAUAUUGGAGUAGAAGCUGCUGCCUUGCAGUCCAGUCUUGCAGGCACUGUUUGGUCUAAAGCUAUUGAGAAAAGCCAUGGAGCUGAUCACACUACAAUUUAUACUGUUGCACAGUACAACUCUCCAUUUGAAUUUGAUCACAGGGUGAAUGAGAUAUGGAUGUCGUUUGAUUUAGAAGAGUAAAAUGAUGGCCAAUUCUCGUCUUUAAGAUUUGCAGCUAUCUUAUUAGAGACAGAGAUGGUGAAUGUAGUGAAUCUUAGUAGUUCAAAUCUGCUGUUUUGCAGUAGUGAGAAAUGUUGAGUUACUACUGUGUAGUUCCCAGAAAAUAAAGAGGCAGCAUGUGUUUGCAGUGAAUAAUAUUAUAGAAUUAUAGUCAAGUCUAGUUUCCUGCAUUUGCAAUACAAAAUGAGGUUCAGAAGCACCGCAUCUUGUUUCAUUGAAAGCAAC